Molecule: messenger RNA, 2490 nt
Organism: Nicotiana tabacum (common tobacco)
Lineage: Eukaryota; Viridiplantae; Streptophyta; Magnoliopsida; Solanales; Solanaceae
Source: RefSeq, a predicted model, not a curated record
AUGGCUGGUAAAAUUGGAGAAGUGUUGAAUCGGUUGGAUCAAAUGGCUAUUGAAGUGGCGAAUUUCAAUGUCCGACAGAACCAGCUGGAAGCAGUGAACGAACAUGCAUUUCGGGAACUGAAGGAAGCCAUUGCAGCUGCUCCGAGCUCCAGCAGCGGCAAAGAGGUGACAGUAAAUGAGCUAACUCGAGGGGAACUUUACUCACCCACCGAUGGGCCCUUGCAUCUGGCGGGUUCAACUGCAAGGGAUUUCAGAACUGGUGGUACCAGGUGGAGCAAUUUGUUUUCAAUGGAUGAAGUUCCACACAAUCAGAAGGUUGCAGUUGCUUCCAUGCACCUGGAUGACUUGGCAUUACAGUGGCACAGAGCUUAUAUGAGGAGCAGGGUACCCCUUAAUCUUUCAAUUCCGAGUUGGGAGGAGUACAUUUGGGCAUUGUCCGAUAGGUUUGGCGCAAAAUUUGAUGAUCCUAUGAGUGAAUUGGUUAAGUUGAAGCAAACGGGAGGGGUAGCAGAGUUUCAAGAGUUGUUUGAUAGAGCUAUGACUAGGCUCAAUUUGGAACCUAACUAUGCCAUCAGUAUAUUCCUAGAGGGGUUGAAGCCAGAACUGGGAGAUGUUGUGAGGAUAUUGAAACCAUAUUCCCUGCCACAAGCCUAUCAUUUGGCUCAGUUACAGGAGUCAAUCUUUAUUAAACGAUCCAAAGCGUUGAAAACCUCCAUUUUACAGUCAUCUAAUAUCUUCAAUAAAACCCAUACUGCAUCACAGCAACCCACCUAUGCCAAACCUGUAAGGACACCUGUUAACCAUUUACCAAAACAUGCCCAGAAUACAGUCCUUGAUAGGACUAAGAGGAGGAGACUCACCCCUACAGAAUUGAGUGAGAGGAGAGCUAGGGGUUGUGCUAUGUCAGUGAUGAAAAAGGAAGUGGAGACAGUGGUGGAAACUGAGGAGGAGUUGUUUAACAUGGAAGAGGUUGCAGAGAUGUGUGAGAUCUCAAUUCAUGCGCUUCAUGGCACCACAGGUUACAAGACAUUAAGACUCCCUGGUCACUGUCCACUCAAUAUCCUUAUUGAUACAGGGUCAACUCAUAACUACAUUGACAAGGAUUUGGUGACUAAAAUGGGCCGGAAGGUGGAUUCAUGUGAAUUACUUGAUGCUAAUUUAGCUGAUGGAAACACAGUACCAAUCUCAAGAGUGUGCAAGGGAAUUGAGUGGUUGUUGCAAGGUUCUGUGUUUAGAGCAGACUUUCUUUUGCUUCCUUUGGGAACUUGUGAUGUAGUGUUGGGGGUCCAGUGGUUAAGUGAUUUGGGCGACAUUUUGUUCAAUUUUAAGAAACUGACUAUGCAAUUCGAAUAUGAAGGGAAGAUGUUACUCUUACAAGGGAUUAGACCCAAACUACAGAUGGUGGAGUCAGAUGCCUUGCAGAAAAUACAAAGGGAAUGUGCCCAACUAUUUAUGAUUAAGGUGGUUACAAGGAAUGCACAAGAGAAGCACAAGGAGGGACAGGAGCCGAUUCUAGGCAAUGAACCUGUUGAGAUUCAACCUGUUGAGAUUCAGCAGGUUUUGCAUGAGUUUGAGGCAGUCUUCAGUGAACCAAAGGGGUUGCCCCCUUUCAGGGAACUUUUUGAUCAUCACAUUCCAUUCAAAGAAGGGACCAAUCCAGUAAAUGCAAGGCCCUACAGGUAUUCUCUAGUGCAAAAGGAUGUUAUUGAAAAAAUGGUGCACGAAUUACAAUCUCAGGGCUUAAUACAACAUAGUAGUAGUCCAUUUGCUUCUCCAGCUGUAUUGGUAGGGAAGAAGGAUGGCAGUUGGAGAUUAUGUGUGGAUUACAGAGCUUUAAACCAGAUUACAAUUAAAGACAAGUACCCUAUACCUAUCAUUGAGGAGCUGUUGGAUGAAUUGGGGGGUUCACAGGUGUAUUCUAAGAUUGAUCUUAGAUCAGGCUAUCACCAAAUUAGGAUGGCACCCUCAGACAUUCACAAGACAGCUUUCAGGACCCAUUCAGGUCAUUAUGAGUAUUUGCUGAUGUUAUUUGGCUUAACCAAUGCUCCCUCUAGUUUUCAAGGCUUGAUGAACCGCAUUUUUCAAGAGCAUUUAAGGAAGUUUAUCUUAGCGUUCUUUGACAAUAUACUGGUUUUUAGCAAGACUAUGCAGGAUCAUGUGGAUCACUUAAAGGAGACCUUUAGGUUGUUGAUGAGGCACCAUCUCUUUGCCAGGAAAUCUAAAUGUCAUUUUGCUACAACAAGUGUGGAAUAUCUGGGACAUUAUAACUCUGGCAAGGGGGUCUCUACUGAUCCUAAUAAGAUCGAGGCAAGAGAUAGUUUCAAGUGGACUGGGAAGGCAACUGCAGCUUUUCAGUCAUUGAAAAAUGCUCUAACCACUGCACCAGUGUUAGCUCUGCCAGAUUUCAGCUUGGUAUUUACAGUCGAAGCUGAUGCAUGUGAUGUGGGAAUUGGAGCUGUGAUAUUGCAGAAGGGCCAACCUAUCGCAUAA